AAACAUUUGUCAUUCCAUUACGGAAUCUAUUAGUAUUUAAUUAUUAUUCCAAUUGACAAAUGUUAAGCAUAAUCAUUUUGAGCAUUUUGUGAAUAAAAGGAAUAGAGAACAUCAAGCAAGUGCGUAGUUGGAACCAGAAACGGUCUCACUCCCCGACAAUUCUAAUCAUCAUCAACCGAUUCCACCGUAUUUAACCCUCCAUCUCCGGCCCCAUUUCUUCUCUAAAAAAUUUCGUUUGCAAUCUCUAUUACUUUUUUCCGGUCAAUUCUCCAAUCAUGCCGCCCACGGACCACCAUGGUUCCUUCCUCAAUCGGAUCAGCAUCCGCAGGAACCAGGUCGUCUCCAUGGACAUCAACCAUGAACAAGAGCUUGAAGGGCUCGAAUUGUUUCAGAAACACGUUUCCGAUCGUUUCAUUCAACUCUUGCCACCUCAAACUCCCUUACCUCCCAUCGCCGGAGAAGAAAUACCCGUCGUCGAUACGCCAGAAACCUUCUUAUCCAUCGCUUGGUUCCGAAAACUCCUCGACGUUUAUCUUUGCUGCGAGUCUGAAUUUAAAGCGGUCUUGAUCAUUGGCCGGGACGCCACUCAUUUCUCCAAACCGCCACUCGACCGGUUGAUCCCAGAUCACCUCGACCGGACCGUCAAGGCUUUAGAUAUCUGUAAUGCGAUUACUCAUGGAAUUGAGCUGCUCCGCCAUUGGCAGCGGCUUGCCCAGAUUGCGGUGGAGGCGCUCGAACAACGGCCAAUAGUUGAAGGACACGUCAGAAGGGCAAAACGAGCUUUGAACACUCUCUUGACAUCGAUGAUGGUUGACGACAAGGAGAACAACCACCAAGUUGGAAAAUCAGCUGAACGAAUGUGGUCGAUGAGCCGCCGCGGAGGUGGUGUUGUUGCUCCUCCGACUGUUAAGCAUAAUCGGACGAUUAGUGGAAACCCCAGAUCAUUUUCUUUUUGUUUCUCGAAAUCAUGGUCUGCAUCAAAGCAGAUCCAGGCGAUGUCGAACAAUCUUGUGGCUCCCCGCGGUGGCGAGCCAACUGGUCUGGCUCUUCCGGUGUACGUAAUGAGUUCAGUUUUGGUUCUGGUCAUGUGGACGAUGGUUACGGCGGUGCCGUGUCAGGAAAAGGUGGGGCUGGGGACCCACUUCCAACUUCCGAGACACCUGGGGUGGGCACAUCCGAUGAUCGGAUUGCAGGAGAAGAUCGGAGAGGAGUGGAAGAAGAAGGAAAAGAAAGGGACUGCGGGUCUGUUGGCGGAGAUUCAAGUGAUAGAGAGAGUAGCUCAGAAUCUUAUUGAAUUCACGGAGGUGUUUGAGUUUCCGUUAGGGGUGGAGAAGGAGGAAGAAGUGGCGGAACAGGUGAUGGAGUUGGCGGAGAUAUGUCGGGGAAUGGAGGUAGGGUUGGGGCCGUUGCAGUUGCAGGUUAGGGAGUUGUUUCAUAGGAUGGUGAGGAGCAGGGCGGAGGUGCUUGACGUCAUAGAUCAAGUCGGUAAAAUUACGACGCCAGUUUUUUACUAAAAAUAGAGUCUUUAUGUGUUUGUACAUUUGUUUUUUAGGCACAUAUAAGUUUUAUUUUUGUUUUCAUUUUUUGUCUUAUUUCAUUGAUAUAUCCUGAUUUUAUAGAAAAUAUGAACAAAGAGCAACAAGCUGCUUAUAGUGUGGAUUUUUUUUAGCAUAUUACUAAUGGGUAAGGAUGAAAUUGGUGUUCAA
This is a messenger RNA of Lactuca sativa (garden lettuce), 1706 nucleotides long. Lineage: Eukaryota; Viridiplantae; Streptophyta; Magnoliopsida; Asterales; Asteraceae. The record is from RefSeq and is a predicted model, not a curated record.